Molecule: messenger RNA, 2994 nt
Organism: Symbiodinium sp. CCMP2456
Lineage: Eukaryota; Dinophyceae; Suessiales; Symbiodiniaceae
Source: the annotation of a GenBank genome assembly
ACCGACGAUCGGAUCGAGUCGCUGUGCUCGGAUGUCGACAAGAAGCUCGACGAAGCGGAGGAAGCGUUGCUCGAGUUGAUCGCAAUCGCCCGGAGAGCAGCUGAGAUUCGCAAGUCGUCGUUGAAGCUAGGCACAUCACGGGUCGCCGGCUUAACGCAGAACGCGAUCAAGAAGUUAGCGCGAGAGCGCUACACUACCGUUAACGAGCGGGCUGGCGAGGCGCGCUUGCUCAUCAAGAACGCUACCGAGGACGCCGUCUCAGCAGACGUCUAUCAGUCGUCAACCGCCCCUUCGGAGUUGGUGAAGUUACUGUCGCACUUCGAUCUGCCUCUAAAGCGUUUCGAGAUGCUUACCCAGUACGCCUUGGAGGCGCACACCAGCCUGCAAGAUGCGAAAGCAGCGCCGUGGCUUGAGACGUUUGAUCCAAAGAUGCUAAAGCCCUUGGCACCACAAGCUCCGCCUGCGCCGGAGCCGCCGAAGGCCGAGGCUUCACCGCCUCCCGCAGACGAAGCCUCGCAGCGGGCCGCUUCGAUGAAUCACCUUAAAGAGAUCAUUCUUGCGCUGCUUACCUUCAAUGACGCCCAGAAAAUCUUUCCGAGCGUCGUCGAUGGGGGGCUUAGUUGGCGGGUCGAGCUUCUUCCAUUGCUGGGUUACGAAGGUCUUCACCACGAGUUCCACCACGAUGAGCCGUGGGACAGCCCUCACAACAUCACGCUGCUGAAGAAGAUGCCCGACGUAUUUCGCGACCCGCGAUCGAAGCUUCCCAUCGACAGCGGCAAGACGAACUACGUGGCUGCUGCUGGGCCGGGUGCGUUCAUGGCGCCGAACCAGUCUCGCCAUAUCGAAGACAUCCGUGACGGAACUUCGAGGACCAUCGCGCUGAUAGAAGUGAGCGACGAGCACGCCGUCGAAUGGACCCGGCCGAUCGACUUCGACACCGAGGCCUACGCGGACGACCCGCGCCGCGGGAUCGGGUCGAUCGGAUCGAGCGGCAUCCUCACCUCGCUGGUUGAUGGCAGCAGCAAGCUGAUCGGCGAUGACGUUUCUAGCGAAGCGCUCCGUGCGAUGCUGUUGAUUGAUGAUGAAGCGUUGGCAGGGGGAGGAAAGCCCUCUGGUGGAGAGGCUGAGUUUGGAGGGGAAACGCUCUCGCCGACCGAUGCCGCCGAGUCCUUACAAAAAGGUUGGCGCCUGUUUUUCGCACGGGACCAACGCGGCGCCGAGGAGGCCUUCCGGCAGGUGCUCGCUGCCGAGCCGGGCAAUCUCUCAGCGGUAAACGGGCUCGGCUUCGCCGUCCUCAACCAAGGGCGGCCCGAGGAGGCGAAGCCGUUCUUCGAGCAAAUCGUGGCGGAGACGCCGGACGCGCCGGGGCCCCUCAAUGGACUGGCCCGUUGCCUUGAGGCCGAAGGGGAUAUCGACGCCGCCGUGGCGAUCUGGGAGCGACUCGUCGCCGCCGAGCCCGACAGGCUGAUCGACCCGGUCUACUCUCUGGCCCGUGUCUACGAAGAGCGCGGCGAGCACGAGAAGGCGAAGCCGCUGAAGGCGCGGAUCGCCGCUGAGCAGCCCAACGCGGAAGAGUAUCGGGAACUCUUGAAGGAGCAGGCGAAGAAGGCCAGUGCGGAUAGGGCCGGCGCCGAAAGCCAAGUCGAUGACGCCUCCUCGGCGGAAGGCGCCGCAAGCAACCAGUACGGCCCCGACUCGACGAUGAAGCAGGGGCAGUGGCGCGUGUUCCAUGAGCCGUCGGAACUCGACCCCGAGGGUUGGUGCGUGAUCGCGGAGGUCCGCGACGGCGAACACCUCCCCAUCUUGCUCCCCGGCGACGAGCGGCCCCGCCCCCACCUCAAGCGUGACGGGGACCGCGACAAGUGGAGCUUCCGCGUCAUCGACCCCGGCCAUCCGGAGGACGGAAAGCGGAUCUCAGGCGGGGGAUGGGCGGGGGAAGUCGUGGAGGUCCGCGGCGUACGGUUCAACGUGAGCACGUUGAGCAAUGGUCCCAGCCCCGACAUCGCCCUGGUGCUGAUCCGCGGCGAACAAGGCCGCACGGCCGACGAGUUGGCGGAGGACUUGCCGAAUCACCGCGUGGCGCGACGAUUGCUUCAUGAGUCAUCGCAAUCGAACGAUUCCAAAGAACUCCGAUCCCCCGACGACAACGCCGAGCUAAAGCAAGGGCUUUGGCGGGCGUUCACCGAGCCGUCGGCGCUCAACGAUUUCGAGUCGAUAGACGAUGAAGCGCUUCGCUUCCGUCUCGUUGAUCCAGGGGGUGCGAAGGACGGCAAGGAGCUCAAGGUCAAGGCGAUCACCGGGUCGGGGCGUGGAACUUUUAUCCGGGACCAAUCGGUGGGGGUGUCGUACCUCGGCCCCGCUGACAACUCAGACGCUGUGAUAGUUUUACUGCGCGCUGAUUCGUUGGACUCCGACGGAGGGUUGAAGUCGUCGCGGUCGGCGCCGCCGACGCUCGAAGGAGCGCGACGUCUGCUCCAUUCCCGGUCGUACGACAAGCUCAAUGAGUUCGUUGCAACACCAACCGCCACCCGCGCUCCCGGUCGAGUCGAUUACUCCGACGGCAAGGCGGACGGCAAGAAGUCGCUCGGCGGGAGCGGGCAUCUGCUGCGCUUUGAGCUGCCCGAGGGGGCGCUGGGCGUGAAGGCGGUGCGUAUCCACGGUUCGCGUUAUGGCGCGCCCGAAGCGCCGGACGAGGAUUUUGAGGUCGCGUUCUUGAGCGAGGAUCGGUCGGAGAUCUUGGCCGUCGAGCACGCCCCUUACGGGCUGUUCCGGCGCGGGCCCGAGGCGUGGACGACGGUCAAGUUCGACAAGCCGGUGGUGGACCUGCCGGAGAAGUUCUGGGUGGCGAUCAACUUCAACCCGGGCCGCACGAAGGGGGUCUACUUCAGUUACGACACCUCGACCGGCGGCGAGCGUUCGAUGACCGGAACGUCGCAACAGCAGCCCGACCAGCACAAGCCCGUGGAGUUCGGCGGCGACUGGAUGGCGUCGAUU